Messenger RNA from Lycium ferocissimum, 1313 nucleotides. Its product is annotated as prohibitin-1, mitochondrial. The transcript is spliced from 6 exons. The record is from RefSeq and is a predicted model, not a curated record. NCBI's taxonomy places the organism in Eukaryota, Viridiplantae, Streptophyta, Magnoliopsida, Solanales, Solanaceae. Gene Ontology annotation, cellular component: mitochondrion; membrane. Bases 166 to 1035 code for a protein of 289 amino acids. Gene Ontology annotation, biological process: mitochondrion organization.
CAUAUAAAUAAAUAAAAUAAAAAUGGAAAAAGGCAAGAACCCUAAACUCUAAAGCCCUAAUUACUAAACCCCUUCACCAAGCUUUGUAAGCCUUUUUCAGGCCACCUCUUCUAAAUUUCUACAAGGUCUAUUCUUCUCUCCUUCGUUCAAACAGGUACUAGCAAGAUGAAUCUCAACAAUGUUAAGGUUCCUAAGAUGCCUGGUGGUGGUCCAGCUUCUGCUUUGAUCAAGUUGGGAGUGGUGGCUGGUCUUGGUGUGUAUGGAGUUGCUAACAGUCUCUACAAUGUUGAAGGUGGACAUCGUGCAAUUGUGUUCAACCGUAUUACUGGUGUUAAAGAUAAGGUUUAUCCAGAAGGGACACAUUUCAUGAUCCCUUGGUUUGAAAGGCCAACAAUAUAUGAUGUUCGUGCACGUCCUCAUCUAGUGGAAAGUACUUCAGGAAGUCGUGACCUUCAGAUGGUAAGAAUUGGUCUUCGAGUUCUCACUCGUCCUGUUGCUGACCAACUACCCACUGUUUACCGAACACUUGGUGAAAACUAUAAUGAGAGGGUCCUGCCUUCAAUUAUUCACGAGACUUUGAAAGCUGUGGUUGCCCAGUACAACGCAAGCCAGCUCAUCACCCAGAGAGAGAAUGUUAGCAGAGAGAUACGCAAGAUUUUGACAGAAAGGGCAGCUAACUUCAACAUUGCGCUAGAUGAUGUGUCCAUUACUAGUCUGACUUUUGGAAAGGAAUUUACAGCUGCAAUUGAAGCAAAACAGGUGGCUGCUCAAGAAGCUGAGAGGGCGAAGUUUGUUGUGGAAAAGGCUGAGCAAGAUAAGCGAAGUGCUAUAAUUAGAGCUCAGGGUGAGGCUAAGAGUGCUCAGCUGAUUGGUCAAGCUAUUGCCAAUAAUCCAGCAUUUAUCACGCUUAGGAAAAUUGAAGCCGCAAGAGAAAUUGCGCAGACUAUUUCACAUUCAGCCAACAAGGUGUACUUGAGUGCUGAUGAUCUUUUGCUCAACCUUCAAGACUUGAACUUGGACACUGGAAAAAGGUGAAAUUGGCUAGCACCAAAUAAAACAGGUUCCUAUUUCAACAUUUCAUGUUAUUCCCCUACCUGUUAAAUUGUGGGGACGCUCCUACAUGUUUACAUAGUGACUGAUUGCAGUUCCCAGUUUCGUGAACUCUCGAGUGGGGAAUUGUUUUGCCCAAGGACUUGUUGUCGACCGGAAGUGCUUGUCCUGUUUCGGAUAUAUUAUCAAGUGUUUAUUAUAAGCACAUCAAAAGAAACAAACAACGCUGUAUCACAGUUUUUCUCCAUUAACUUUCUACUUAA